GGCGGUCGUGUACUUACGGACAGGCUCGCCGACCACCAACAAUCAAGAAGAAGAAGAGGCAACGCGGCGCUGCAGUGAGGAGAGGGUGUUUGUGCUAAGCUAACACAACCGAGAAGCUAAAAUGGAUUUAACUGAACAGAUCAACCAGUUGGAGGCAGACUUGCUGGAGCUGGGUUCACUCUUGGAAAAAUCAGACAGGAAACGAGUGCAGGAACUGUUAAAACAGGAGCAGAAGAAGGUGGAGAAGGAGCUUUCAGUUAAAAAACAUCAAAAGGAGCAACAAGCCAGGAGACUAGCAGACCCAUCUGCAGCCUCUAAAGCAGCGUACACAGUCAAGAUCACCAACUAUGCUUGGGACCAGUCAGAAAAAUAUGUAAAAAUUUACCUUACACUGAAGGAUGUGCACAAAAUCCCAUCAGAACAAGUGGAGGUCAACUUCACAGAAAGGUCAUUUUCUGUUCUGGUGAAGGAUCUUGGUGGGAAAAACCAUCAAAUGACAAUUCUCAAUCUGUUAUAUCCAAUCGAUGAAAAGGAGAGCUGCAAAAAGAUAAAAACAGACAUGGUCCUGGUCAUGUGCAGGAAGCAGACAACGAAGAAGUGGGAGUGCCUAACGAAGGCGGAACAGCAGUCUAAAGAGAAAGAAAAACCCAGUAUGGAGGAGAAUGCAGACCCCAGCGACGGCCUGAUGAGCAUGCUGAAGAAGAUAUACUCUGAGGGAGAUGACGAGAUGAAGAGAACCAUCAACAAAGCCUGGUCAGAGUCCCAGGAGAAGAAGAGCCGAGGAGAAGACAUGAUGGACCUCUAAACCGCACCCACAAGCAAAAAUAAGUGAGAUCUUCCCGGGCUGCAGUGGACAUGACUUGAAUGUUAAACGCUAUAACUGACAUCCCAAUAUAUAAAUCACACUUUCACAAUAUGUAGAAUUUAGGUAUACAGCUCAUAAAUAAGGUGACAGGAUUAAUGUUUAAGCCCUGGAUGGCCUCUGCUGAGAAAACCGGGCUGCUAAUAGUCAUAAAUCCUAAAGCUGUUGAUAAAUAAAAUUGAAAAAUUGUGUUAAAAUACGAGUGCUGAUCAUCAGGCGGCAGCCUUAAUGUAGCAAGAAGUCACACAUAUUCAUCACUUGUUUUCUACCAUAAUGCAGCCAUUUUCUUCCCAAGAUGAAUAUCUUGUCAGUUGUACAUGAUUUCAACUAGACCAGGACAACUGAAUUGAAGAAUUGUUGACUUGAUCUUCUAAGUUACUUGUUAAUUGUCCUGUGCUGAUUUGUUGUAGCUAAACUGGUGUUUUAAACUGAUGUUGAAAAUGUUUUCUUGUGAACAUUUGCCUAAGCCACACUCACAUUCCUUUAAAUGAAGAAGACCAGUGGACAUGUCAGUCUUCAUAUCAGCCUCUUGAUUUUUUUUUGUCAUUCUAUAAAUGGACCAUGAUGAUCACGGCAAAGACUUUACCCAUCAUACAACAGCCCAGUGUAAUAAUCUAUGUUACUGCAUGGGUGUGUUCAGAUUUUAAUGUGCUUUACUCACUUGUGUUAAAAUGUGUAAAACUCAGAACAUUCAUUUCAAUUCUUUAAUGGAAGUGCUUUUCUUACUAUGAUUUUUAUGGUUGUACUUUUUUGUGAUUUCUCUCCAAUAUUUGUGAAUAUGUACAAAUUCACUUUUCAACUAAGUUGAUAUUUUGCUUUGGUUGUUCAUGUCACAGUCUUAUGUGUAUUGUUGCCCGCCCUCAGGUUGUGCAUGCAGUUCAGACAAAUAUAACUUUUGAACUGAG
Messenger RNA from Paralichthys olivaceus (Japanese flounder), 1767 nucleotides. It is a transcript of the gene cacybp, whose product is annotated as calcyclin binding protein. Gene Ontology annotation, cellular component: nucleus. Gene Ontology annotation, molecular function: tubulin binding; ubiquitin protein ligase binding; S100 protein binding. The record is from RefSeq and is a predicted model, not a curated record. NCBI's taxonomy places the organism in Eukaryota, Metazoa, Chordata, Actinopteri, Pleuronectiformes, Paralichthyidae. Gene Ontology annotation, biological process: heart development.